Puccinia triticina is the source of this 591-nucleotide messenger RNA. RefSeq lists its product as uncharacterized. The transcript has 2 exons. Lineage: Eukaryota; Fungi; Basidiomycota; Pucciniomycetes; Pucciniales; Pucciniaceae. The coding region runs from base 1 to 591 and encodes 196 amino acids. The record is from RefSeq and is a predicted model, not a curated record.
AUGGCCAACGAACCGGCCCAGUCCGACGGCCUCAGUUUCCUCAAUGAGUCAGCCAUUGACACCCCAACCAACAACUCACCAGAUGCUCCCAUCCAGGCCACUUAUACCGAGAAGGCCGUCAAACCUCCCAUCCAAGCGCCGUCAACCAAAGAUCUUGUCAAGACGGGUUUGAUCUUUGAGGGAAGCUCAGUGAAUGAACUCGCCUCCCGACCCGGCGAUUCCACCAGCAAGACGACUGAGGACGACAGAUCCCCCCCACCACCCGCUCAAGGUAUUGCGAACUCAGCUCACCAGACUCCCUUGAUCGCUCCCUCGAUCGUGUUAUUGGAUGGUCCGCCGAGCUCAUGGGAUUCGAACUCAGCUCACCUGACUGCCUCGAUCGCUCCCUCAAUCGUGUUAUUGGAUGGUCCGCCGAGCUCAUGGGAAUCCUCCGCGCCCGCAGAAGGACAGGCGAGACAACCUGUUUUCCCUGAUGUUGUGUUGUUGGAUGGUCCCCCAAGUUCCUGGGAUUCAAACAGUGCCCUCAGAAAGCGGGCCCAAACACCAAACUAUCCUCCUCCACCGACACCAAGACCCCGCCGCUCAAAAUAG